AUGCCUAACUCUUUCUUCCCGGGUUCGCCAACAUUGCGAACACCAGGAUCUCCAACGAUUCAGACACGUCAAAGCUCAAUAGUGGAGAUGCUGUCUAGCCCACCACCGAUUGAGCAUCUGGAACUUUCCUCUGUGGAUAACUCCCUUUCUAGUCCUGGGUCGCCCGGCAGCCAGUCUAUUACAUUGGGACAGCAGCUACAGCAUCACAGUGGCUCCCACUCGUCAUUGUCAAGAAAUCCAUCUAUGUCGAGUUCCAAUUCCACAUACCUAGGAGGAACUGCGGUUGAAUGGCAACAUAUUCAGUUGGGCGAACUUGUUGAGCAAAACAAGCUUAUCACGAUAAACUCCAAGAUCUCCGUUGAGAAGGCCUUUGAGACACUGGUAAGAAACAACCUCACCUCUGUGCCUGUAGAGGAGUACGAACAUGAUCCAAAUUGCCUGACGUUUGAUUACACAGAUUUGAACUCGUAUUUAUUAUUGGUCUUGAACAAAUUGAAGCCCGAAUCUUUAUUGCAAAUAAACUAUGAGCCAAAGGAAGAGAUUCCAGAGCUUAUUAAGCGUGCUCAACGUGGAGAUCAGGUUCCUGUCUCCUUUGUCAUCCGUCUCACAAACAAGAAUCCGUUUAUUAAAUUGCGCGAACAAGACACUUUGUCUACCGUGGUAGAAAUUCUGGGAACAGGCGUUCAUCGCAUUGCCAUCACUAGAGACAGUCAGCUGACAGGAAUAUUAUCCCAGAGGCGGUUGGUGAAAUUCUUAUGGGAGAACGCACGGCGGUUCCCUUCAAUGGAGCCUUUGCUUAACUCGUCUAUCCAGGCCCUCAACAUUGGGUCAUCAAAUGUCAUUAGUAUCUACGGGGACCAACUAUUAAUUGAGGCUCUAGUCAAAAUGCAUGAUUUGAUGAUUUCGUCUUUGGCUGUCGUUGACAGAAACAAUCAGCUAUUGGGAAACAUCUCUGUGACCGAUGUCAAGCUCGUGUCGAAGUCGUCCAAGAGCGAUCUGCUCUACAAAUCCUGCUUGCACUUCAUCUCUGUGAUUCUGAACUCCCGUGGCCUUGAAAACGGUAAGGAUUCGUUCCCGAUCUUCCAUGUUACCACGUCGUCCUCUCUUGCUCGCACAAUGGCCAAGUUGGUGGCCACACAGUCCCACCGUUUAUGGAUAGUGAAACCGGAUACCCAGUCCUCGAUAUCUUCUGCGUCCUCUGGUCAGGCGCCUCCUUUGGAGUCAAAGAGCAUGUCGCCAUCUCCGUCGUCAAUUUCCAUUCAUCAGCAGCCUUCUCCUGUCUCAGAAUUUGGUGAAUCUCGCAGUAUGGGCAGGCUGGUUGGAGUUCUCUCUCUCACUGACAUUUUAUCCUUGUUCGCUAAGACGCUAGGAAAGGAGCACGUUGAACCAUCGAUUGCACGAAAGCAGAGAAGAAGAUCCAGCAGUAGCGCCAGCAGCAGAACCACCUCUUCACUUGAGAUGUUUAGAAAGAGCGUCAGUGAUCCUGCGGAUAGAUGA
Molecule: messenger RNA, 1497 nt
Organism: Ogataea parapolymorpha DL-1
Lineage: Eukaryota; Fungi; Ascomycota; Pichiomycetes; Pichiales; Pichiaceae
Exons: 1
Coding region: 1-1497 (498 amino acids)
Biological process (GO): cellular response to glucose starvation; regulation of mitotic metaphase/anaphase transition
Molecular function (GO): protein serine/threonine phosphatase inhibitor activity
Source: RefSeq, a predicted model, not a curated record